Molecule: messenger RNA, 2870 nt
Organism: Ilex paraguariensis (yerba mate)
Lineage: Eukaryota; Viridiplantae; Streptophyta; Magnoliopsida; Aquifoliales; Aquifoliaceae
Source: the annotation of a GenBank genome assembly
CUGUGAACAAACUUAUACACCCAUAUCAUAUGCAUGUGUGUUUGAGCUAGUUUUAUUGUGUUUAUCCGAUAUUUGUGGUCUCUCUUGUGGGUUUCUUUUUGUUACGGUUCAUGACUUUGUUGUGAUUUCUAUUCAUGUUUUGUCUCUUUGUUUGUUCUUUUGCUGUCUUCGUCAUUUGUAUUCUUCUUGAGAUCUCACAUGGGAAGUUUAUUUUAUUUUGCUGUUGUGCAAAACCGGCAUUUGUUGGUGAAGAUCUAAUAACUUGCACAUGAUUUUCUUCUCUAUAUUAGAUGAUGUCAUGAUUUUAUUUGUUGCUGAAUAUAAAUUUGAUCAGGUACUGUUGUAUCUUUUCAAUUAACUAUGUCUGGUGCAUAUAUUAUCUCGGAAUCAAAUUUGUGAUGUGCCUGCAUGGUAAAAAUAAACUUAACUUACAUUGUGGAUUUCAUGUGUUUUUGAAAAAUUGUUUAAUGUUCUUAUUUUUAGUGAUUAUAUACAUAUUUUUGUUUCUAGUGAGAUCUCCUCAGCUUUAAGUUCAGUUAGAGAUGUGCAUAUUUGGGAAUUCGACUUUUUAUGUAUACAUUGUUUUACUGUAUGUGUUCAUGAUCAUAUUAUGUACUUAGUGGCUAAAUAAUCUACAUAUGUAAAGGAAGGGAUUGCAAUGUUGAUCUGAAAUUUUUUUGGGUUCUGCAGAAUUAACUGGAUUUUGAUGAGUUAGGAUUUACAGCACUCAGCGAUGGACUGAGAACGAUGCCAAACCAGCUAUGGUUUGCACUGCUAAUGAUUUACUGGGCUGGAAAGAUUUCCCCAAGGGCCUUAGGGUCCUUCUCCUUGAUGAGGACAGUAGUUCUGCAGCUGAGUUAAGAUCGAAGCUUGAGGAAAUGGAUUAUAUUGUUUCUACAUUCUACAGUGAGAAUGAAGCUUUGUCAGCAAUUACAAGCCAAUCUGAGAGCUUCCAUGUCGCUAUUGUAGAGGUGAGUACAGACAACAGUGAUGGGAGACUCAAGUUCCUAGAAAGUGCAAAAGACUUGCCCACCAUUAUGACUUCAAACAUACACUGCCUCAGCACAAUGAUGAAGUGCAUUGCGCUUGGUGCAGUUGAGUUCCUGAGGAAACCACUUUCCGAGGACAAACUGAAAAAUAUAUGGCAGCAUGUAGUUCGUAAGGCAUUCAAUCACGGAGAAAAAGACCUCUCUGAAUCAUUAAAACCCGUCAAAGAAUCAGUGGUUUCUAUGCUGCAGCUCCAAUUGGAAAACGAAGGAUCAAAGAAUCGAAUCUCAGCUGUACCAGAACAUGUGAUAGCAGUUCAAGAAAGCAACCAGGAGCUGUCAGCAAGCAGUGACAAGUACCCUGCUCCGUCAACCCCACAAUUGAAACAAGGAGUGAGGUUAUUGGAUGAUGGGGAUUGUCUGGAUCAAAUCAACUUCUCAACAGAGAAAGAAAGUGAGGACCAAGAUGGGGAAUGUAAAUCUGUCGAAAUUACUAGUAGCAAUUUAGUUGCUGAAACUACAGUGCACAUGAGUCCAUGUCAAAGAGUGGAGGAGGCUGCUGUUAAAAAGGAGGAUGAAUCAGUUGAUGGUUUUAAGGGUGAUGGUUGUCCUCAAAGUAAAGAUUGUGUGAGCAAUUUUGGUGGUGCUGUGGAAGACUCUAAUAAAACAUCUGGGCCUCAUAAUUCCUCUGAGACUAAAGCUAAUCGGAAGAAGAUGAAAGUAGACUGGACGCCUGAACUGCACAAAAAGUUUGUGCAGGCAGUAGAGCAACUUGGCGUGGAUCAGGCCAUUCCUUCUCGAAUACUAGAACUAAUGAAAGUGGAAGGUUUGACAAGACAUAAUGUGGCAAGUCAUCUCCAGAUGUUUAAUUCUUCAUGGAAGAAAUAUAGGAUGAAUAGGAGACGCAUCUUGCCAAAGGAAGAUGUCCGGAGAUGCCCUCAGCUGAAAGAUUCUUUGCAAAGGGGUUAUUAUCCACAUAAAGGUGCUAUUGCCUUACCUCCAUAUCAUUCCACUCAUACGCUUUCACCCGGUCACAUUUACCCUGCAUGGGGAGCGCCUAGCAACUAUCAAGGCGGUGUCCAGAUAUGGGGCUCACCUUUCUAUCCUGCAUGGCAGGCUACAGACAGUUGGCAUUGGAGGCCUUGUCCUGCAGGGGUGCAAGCCGAUGCAUGGGGCUGCCCGGUGAUGCCACCACAUUACUCACACUAUACAUCCCAUCUUCAAGAUGCUGAUGGUUUUCAGAGCACAGAAAGGAUGCAGAAUAGCUGGAGAAUGCCAAUGAAUUCUUUUGACCUUCAUCCGGCAGAGGAAGUAAUUGACCAGGUUGUGAAGGAAGCAAUUAGCAAGCCAUGGCUUCCCCUGCCCUUGGGACUCAAAUCUCCCUCAACUGAGUGUGUGCUCACUGAGCUCUCUAGACAAGGCAUUUCCACCAUCCCUCCUCAGAUAAAAGGCCGCUCACAUCACAGUUGACGUGGCACCAUGACACUGGGUUCCACUUUGAUCCCUUUGACACCCACAAAGACAAAAGGAAAACAGCAAAAUAGUCCACUAUCUGAUCUGUGAUCUUGUCCAUUGUCACUGUAAGAAAGUGCUGUACUGAUGCUCCCUUAGUGGAGGCUUUUCCACGGUUGAGCAUUGGCAACGUGUGUGGGUUUUGCACCAUAAGGUCUGAUGAUGAUUUUAUUGUUGGGGGGUGGUGGUCGAGUGGUGCCAUCUUGUUGAUGUGCAAUAAUGGAAUUCGGUCAAUAUUGUGCUGGUGCUGUAUAAGGACAUGAAUAAAAUUAACUUUUUAAUCCCCCUUUUUUUUGAUUAGAUUAUGGUAUCGACUUUGGUAUCAUAGUGUAAUUUAUUGGUUGAUUUUGAGUUGAAUAAUUUGUAAUUAUA